Messenger RNA from Oldenlandia corymbosa var. corymbosa, 1314 nucleotides. Lineage: Eukaryota; Viridiplantae; Streptophyta; Magnoliopsida; Gentianales; Rubiaceae. The record is from the annotation of a GenBank genome assembly.
AUGGCGGCCAGCCGACCGCCGGAUGAGAAUGGGCAGAAACUUCUAUCUUUUGCCCAAAUCUUAAAUGGCUCUAAGACAAAUCCACGGAAUAUAUUCAAUCAUUCUGGAAAAACACAAUCAAAAGCCCCAUCGAUCAAAUCCCAACCAUCUGUUUACAAAGGUGAACCGGCGUUCCUAUUGACAGAGGAAGAAGAUGAAACCUUGGCAGCGCCAUUCAAGCUCUCGCUCGUAGGAAAAUUUUCCAAAGGAAGUCGAAAAUGGAUUUCUUGUGGCAACAAUUUCAGAAAAUUGGAUUCAAAGGUAGUUGGGGAUGUCAACUGGGCUAAAAACCAGAGGGAGAAAAGAGAGAAAGAAGAAAAGGGAAGAUAUGAACUACAAGAUGAUCAGGCUCUGGAAACGAUCACCACUGUUGAAAACGAAAAGUUAGAGCAGCUCGAGGGAAUUGUGGAAUCUGAGGCUGAAACAGACUCGGAACAAGAAGAGGUCACUAUAGCUGACGCCUCAAUUUCGGAUACUAAUACGACGGCAGCUGGAUAUCGACGGACGGAUGAUACAACGAUUGGACUUUGCUCUAAUUCGGGAGACUAUGAAAAAAAUGCGAGGAUUGUUGCUUCUUAUGGUGAGGACCUCAAAAAACUUAAGCUUGGCAGACCAAGGGGUUCCAAGAAAAAGCAACAAGUGCAACAAACGGAAACUCUUGUCCAGCUUCAAUUCAUCGAAGGAAAAGGAGAAGAAGGGAAUAACGAGGGAAGAAGAGGCGGAGUAUGGAAGAAGGUCCAGUUGAAAUUUGAAACAUUAGGGGAAAUUGAUAUGGCUGCAAACGUUAUAUUGCUGUGGCAGCUUCUUUCCAGUGGAGGAGCUUUGUACCCUUCUGUGAAGCUUUGGAAACCACGAAACUCAAAAACAGCUCAAAAAGCUGUUAUCAAGGCCCAGAAGGAAGCUGAGAAGAAACUCAAGGAUCGUGAAAAGAGAGCAAAGAAGAAAGCUGGCUUGUCAGGUGAUGUUCCAGAGGAUGAGGAACAAACUGAAAGCUGUUACUAUGAUGCUGGUGAUGCUGAGAAGGCAGAAGCAACAGUUGUACUCCAGCACCAUCAAAGAGACAAAGAAAUGAAGGAGAAUCCAAUGAGACAUAAAGUUGUUAGGUUCAGGGAUUCAGAUGCACUUCCAAGAGCUAUACUCAAGCACAAAAAGGCAGCAACCCUAGAUCAUCUACUUAUAUUAAAGAAAAGCAACUACACUGCUUCAGCUGCUUUGGUGUUGGUGCUGCUAAUCGUAGUUGGUUAUUAUCACUAUAUGGUUUCAGCCUCAGGUUAG